Molecule: messenger RNA, 1746 nt
Organism: Triplophysa dalaica
Lineage: Eukaryota; Metazoa; Chordata; Actinopteri; Cypriniformes; Nemacheilidae
Exons: 17
Coding region: 224-1645 (473 amino acids)
Source: RefSeq, a predicted model, not a curated record
GUUGAGAGGGCACAGACUGAGGUGGAUUGUGUCGGUGGCAGCACAGUGUGUCCAUUAAAUCGAAGCUGAAGUCCCUUGAUGAGAUCCAUGCCGAGCAAAGCUGUGCCAUUGUCGACAAUAAAGAAGUGUGCAGGACAGAUGCAGCGGGGCAGUUUUGUGCGUUUGCAAGACGUCCAGCAGAGAAAGAAUGUGCGAGCUGAUGGAGUAGAAGCAGAAGGUUUUGAUGAGCUUCAUCUGCACAGAGGUUUAUACUGAAGACUGUCUCCAUCAAUCAGAUGUCUACACAGGCCCCAAUCCCGGCAGCGUCUCCUCCUCACAUCGGGCCUCCACCAAAGAGAUGUCCGGCUUAUCUCCUUGUGCUUAUAUGGCUUUCAAGAACUUGAAGAGAAGGUGGUUGAAAACUAGAAAUACUUCUUCACAGAGGCAGGAGAGUGGUAGACAACAGAUGUCUCUUGAGCCCCCUGUGUUGACAUCUACACAAAAGAUGGUUAUGGAGCCCUCUGUCCCGGCAGAGUCUCCUUUUCAUGCUUGUAUUUUAAGGGAUCAUCCUUCUUCUUCACUGCCGGAAGAUCAGGCUUCAGAUAGAGAGGUGUCCAUAGCAUCUCCUCAAGCUUCUGAGGCCUCCGAGAAACAAAAAAGAAGGAGGAAAAAGAAAAAUAUUGCGUCACAAAUGCUGGAGAAUGAGGGACAGGAGAUAUCCACAGAGCUGACCGUCCCAGCAGUGUCUCCUCCUCACCAGGAGAGUCUUACAGAGGAAUCUGAGUCCCGGCUCCCUGCAGCAGCUGCUAUGGAUCCCGCAUCAGCAGAUCUUCCAAAAAGCCAGGAAAAGAACAGCAAAAUGGAAACUGAGACCACAGUUGAUGAUAUGUGCAAGAUGCUGAAUGGACUCCAUGUGUCCACAGAGCUCACAGGCUUACCUACACCGCCUGCUGUACCUCAUUUUAGGAAUUAUCCUCCUUCCUCCAUCUCCGCUAUGACGUGUCCCUCCACAUUUAGUUUUAUAGUGCCUCCAACAUUUGUUUUUACACCGAGUCAGCAGACUGGCUCUAGUCCGAUGACUGGACAAGAAAUGUCUGUGAAGCCCCCAGUGACAGCAGACACCAGAGCAUCACCUUCUCCACCUCAGGAACCUGCCAUGAAGCUGGAGAAUGAUGCUUCAUCCGGAGAUGUCUCUAAACAAUCUCAUGGGGUGGCUAAGCUAUCCAAGAAGAAAGCUUCCAUACAAAGGCAGGAGAAUGAUGGACAGGAAAUGUCCACAGAGUCGCCCGUCCCGGCAGCGUCUCCAACUCAGCAGAUUCUUACAGAGACACUUGAUGGUCCAAAUCCAGCCGAAUUUGGGCCCCAGUUACCUCCAGAAGCUACUGUUGAUCCAACAACAGCGGAUCUUCCAGAGUGCGUGUAUGAGAGCAGCAUACUGGACUCUGAUACCACAAUUGAAGAUGUAUGCAAGCAGCUGGAUGAAUUCCAACUUUUAAAAAAUCCCCCAGCUCUACCUACACCACCUGCUGUACCUCAGCAUAAUCCUCCUGCCUCGAGCUUCCCUACGAAGUGUAACUUUUUUAACAAAAUCAGACAAUGGGUGGACACGAAAAGUCAACAGACCCUCCUCCUACAGCAGCUUCUCAAUUUCAAGUCUUACAUGUAGUCUUGAUGAUUCAAGUUCAGCCAAAUUUGAAUCCCAGCAUCCUCCAGCAGCUGCUGUGAAUCCAUCAACAGGUAUCAAUAAUUGUAUGAUCUGACCAAAAC